AUGAAGACAUCUAUUAUUCCUGACAAUCGUGCUACGCGUUGCUCAUUCUCAGUUCAGUUUCAUCCAAUUCGAGAUGAUGACAUUGAUGAUCAUGAUAGUUCUAGUCCGCUCGAUCAUAAUCACAAACAAAAUGGUAUACGACAAGGAGAUGAAAUGGCACAAAAAUGGUCUGCAUCAUAUAUACCUUAUAUGACAUAUUUUGAAGACCGCGAACGACCAUGGUCAUUUAUAGCUAAUUCAGAUGUAUUUAUAGUAGCCGUCAAUGUCAGUCGAGAACAUCAUUUCCGUUUAAAUCCAUUUUUAGAUGCGUCCAUAAGAUAUACAAUCAAAUUGAAACAUGGUUGUUUCGACUGGACUAUAUCAAAACGUUAUAAAGAUCUUGUAAUAUUUUUUGAACGAAUGAAUUUAUUUCAAAAAACAGCUUCACUACCACUACCAACAACUUCACAUCGAGAAAUUCGACGUCAAAUGAGUCAUUCACAAACUGUUAGUGGUCUCACAUUAAAACCGGACGUUUUAGUUGAUGAUGGAAAUAUUGUUGAACGUGAAAAAUUGGUUGCCGAAAAAUUAACCUCAAUAUUAAAUCAUCCAGUUCUAUCUACUCAUAUUGAAUGUCUCAAAUUUGUUGAAACAUGUCCGUUGUCAUUCAUACAGGAACUAGGCCGAAAAUACAAAGAAGGUGUAGUUAAAAAACAUUCAGGAGGAUAUAGACAAGGUUGUUGUGAAAAUGUGAUUGCUCGUAUGAGAUGGUUUAAGCGAUGGUUUAUUAUAAAGGAUACAUGGAUUGGCUAUUUAAAUCCUAAAACAGGAAUUGUACGCGCUGUGAUGUUAGUUGAUCAUCAUUUUCAUGUACGAACGGGAAGAGAGAAUACUGGUUCAUCGACAAAACUUUAUAUAUGCAAUCUAGCACGACGAUUAUAUGUUGAAUGUGGAGCAGAAAGAAAAGCAACGGAGUUUUGUGAAGAUAUCAAUCGAAUGUUAAAAACAACUGGCUAUGAUUUCCAUAUAAAACAUCGAUUUAAUUCAUUUGCUCCUGUACGAACAAACUCGAAAGCACAAUGGUUGGUGGAAGGAGCAGAUUAUAUGGAAGCGGUUGCCUAUGCCAUCAAGGCGGCAAAAGAAGAGAUUUAUAUCACAGAUUGGUUUUUAUCGCCCGAGAUAUAUUUAAAGAGGCCAGCACUGUCAGAUGAAUGGCGUUUUGACAAGAUGUUACAAAAAAAAGCUCAUGAAGGUGUUCGAAUAUUUGUUUUAUUAUACAAAGAAGUUGAAUUAGCACUAGGCAUAAAUAGUUCGUAUAGCAAACGAAAAUUAAUAGAAACUCAUCCAGAUAAUGUGAAAGUUUUGAGGUAUCCAGAUCAUACUGGUCAAAAUGCUGUUCUAUUUUGGGGACAUCAUGAAAAAUUGGUUAUUGUUGAUCAAAGUAUAGCCUUAUUUGGGGGACUCGACCUUUGCUAUGGACGAUGGGAUAAUUAUUUUCAUUUAUUAACAGAUUAUGGAUCUGCGCUUCCUAUGAAACACAAUAAGACUCAAAGUGUUCCGAGAACAAAUAGCGUGCCAGAUAUAAAGAUCCAUGGUGUUAAAUCACUUAUACCAUUAGAAGCUCUUGAUCUUGAUCGUGGAAGGAUGCCGUUAUAUCAACCAUAUCGUCCUCCAUCCAUGAUAGACGAUGAUCAUAUACCGCAUAUUGAUGAUGAUGAUGAAAGACCUACUCCAACAACAGUGGAGAAAGAAUUCAAACCAAAUAAAGUACAAUUUCAUAGUGAAUAUUGUCUAAAAGACCGUUUGAAAGAUUUAGUGCCAUCAUCAGAAGUACCACCUUUUGUUCCCACACCAAAACGUUCUCUAUCAAAAGUGUUAAGUGAUCAAACAUUCGAAAAUUCACCUAAAUUAUCUCCUAAUCGACGUUUUUCAUCCGGUGACAUCAGCAUAGAGGAAAAUAAUAAUACUAAUGAUCAAAUAGAUCAUCAACAAGAGCAAAAACAAAAACGUCGCAUUUAUAACUAUAAUCAUCAUUUAUUUUCAAAUAUUUAUAAGAGAACUCAUCGUUUAUCAUCAAGUGAACAACGUCAUAAUUAUCAUCAACGUUUAGCUGAGUCUCUCACUGAUGAUGACGAUCCAUCUAAUCGUAGUAAUGCACAAACAUCGGAUUCUGCAUAUGUGCGCGCACUCGAACAAUACCAUAAUCAUACAGUAGACGCAAGUUUAUCUACACUCGAAUCAAUGCAAACUAUAGCUAGUUUAACUGAUCCUGACUAUCGACGACCAUCGUAUAAUACAACAUUAUCUGUGCCAUCAGGAAAAUUUACAUUAUCUUAUCAGAAACGUCAUUCAGAGAAUCUAAUACCAUCGAAUACAUCUGCUGUUGCACAAAAUCUUCAUGCCGAUAAUGUAUCUAGUCAUAAUCAAAAUCGUCAACCUCUACGCGAAAAAAAAUUAUCACUUCUGUCACCAAGACGACGUUCUCAUUUUGUACAAGCAGCAACACUUUCAGAUGAACAAAAACGUAAACGGGAUGUUAUUUGGCCAUUAAAACGAUCAUUUUCUUUUGAUAACACCUUUCAACGUGAUACAAUUGAAGAACUAAAUAAAGUCACAAAUUCACGAACAUUAACAAAAAAACGAAAAUAUGAAGAGCAAGCUCAUAAUAGUAACAAGAAAAAUGAUAAUCAUGAUAGCGAUAAUGAUGAAAUGACAGCAACUGCAACACUUGAUGAUGAUUUUUACAAAGAAUCAAAAUGGCAACGUUUAAAAAUAGGUUUAAGAGAUACAUUACAAACAAAAAUAUUACGUUUUACAAAAUCAAAUGAAGAUGUAUCAACACUUGGACUUGGUAUUCAACCUCCUUCAACACCAUUAACACCAUUAACAGCCGGUAUUGAUCGUGAACGUUUUCGUGAUAAAAUACGUCGUGUUACAUUAAGUUUUAAAACAAGUUGGAAACAAUCACGUAGUGAUUCAGAUAUUGAUGAAUACGAAACACAAGAUAUAAAUGAUAUGAAUAAAUUUUUUCGUUCAUCAAAUGAUUUAGGUUUACAGGGUUCAUCAAAAUUAUGGUUUGGAAAAGAUUAUGCCAAUUUUUUAUUACGUGAUUUUCGUAAUUUGGAUCAACCAUUUAUUGACAUAAUUGAUCGUAAUACUACACCAAGAAUGCCAUGGCAUGAUAUUGGUGGAUUUAUAUAUGGUGCUGGAGCAAGAGAUUUAAGUCGACAUUUUCAAGAACGAUGGAAUUUUAUUAAACGAAAUAAAGUUAAAGACGAUGAUAGAUACCCAUUUUUAUUGCCAAAAGCAUAUGGUAACUAUACACCAUGUCCAAAAUUAACAACAAAUGCCAUCAAUUGUUCUGUUCAGGCUUUAAGAAGCGUUGGUAAAUGGUCAACUGGUAUUAAUGAAAAUGAAACAUCAAUACAAAAUGCAUUCAUCGAUAUGAUUACAAAUGCCAAAUAUUAUGUUUAUAUUGAAGUAAAGAAUAGUCAAUUUUUUAUCUCGCUUGUUGGUGAUAGCGUUGUACGAAAUGGAAUAGCCGAUGCCCUAUUCAAACGGAUUAUCAAAGCCCAUCAAGAUAGAGAGACAUUUCGUGUUUAUAUUGUGAUGCCAUUGAUGCCAGGAUUUGAAGGACAAUAUGGUUCAAGCAAAGCCACUGCCCUUCAAGCAAUUACCCACUGGAAUUAUCGAUCAAUCUCACAAGGACAACAAUCAUUGCUAGCUCGUCUCUCUAAAGAAGUUGGUGAUGUACAUAAAUAUAUUUGCUUUUUUGGUUUACGUACAUGGUCUGAAAUGAGUGAUCAACUCGUGUCUGAAAUUGUUUAUGUUCAUAGUAAAUUAAUUAUUGUUGAUGAUUCACGAGUAUUAAUUGGUUCAGCUAAUGUUAAUGAUCGAAGUUUACUUGGAGAUCGUGAUAGUGAAGUAUCAGUUAUAUUUGAUGAUAUAGAAUUUGUACGAGGAACAAUGAAUGGAGAAAAUGUACAAGUGGGAAAAUUUGGUUCAAGUUUAAGAAAACGUUUAUUUCGAGAACAUCUUGGUGAUUUUGAUGGUACACAAAUCGAUUAUAGUGAUCCUAUCUGUGAUGCAUUUUACAAAGAUAUUUGGUUAGCAACGGCAGGAAGGAAUACAACCAUGUUCGAAAAAAUUUUUAAUUGUAUACCAACGGAUUCGGCGUUUACAUUUGUUCAAUUACGUGAAAUACAAGCAGCUAGUAAAUUAUCACAGACAAAUCCGGAUGAAGCUAGACGUCUAUUGACUUCUGUGCGAGGAUAUUUAGUUUUAAUACCUCAUAAAUUUUUAUGCAAAGAAUAUUUAGCUCCAAGAAUGCCAGCAAAAGAAAUUUUAGCGCCCGUUUAUUUCUGGACUUGA
This is a messenger RNA of Didymodactylos carnosus, 4350 nucleotides long. Lineage: Eukaryota; Metazoa; Rotifera; Eurotatoria; Philodinida; Philodinidae. The record is from the annotation of a GenBank genome assembly.